AUGGAUGCGCACACAAGCGAAGACAGCGGGAGCGGGAGCGAGGGGGCGGGCACCAUCAGCAACAGAGAAAGGAGGAAACAGCAAAUGCAACGGAAACAGCAAUGUCGGAGACGAGUCAACGCAUCGAGUGCCGCAGUGCCGGUGGAUGCCGCUACCACUUUAGCUGGUCCCACUGAUGUGGGUGGUUUUUGCAGCUCCCCAGGUGAUGGGUGGGCUCAUGAUCAACAGCCCCCUAUGACAUGCGCCUGCAGAGUGGAGUAUUGCCCAACAUGCGGAAUGCCGUUCGAGUACUGCGAGUUCUCUGGGGCCGCGUGUGCCAAACAGGAAGAGCAACAGGAUGCUCCAAACGAAGGCAUGGUGCAGCAACCGGCACAUGAAAAGCAGCUGUCUGAUGAAUUCCAGGAAAAGGCAGCAAUUAGCAAUGCUAAGCGAGGAGCUGGGAAGACAGUCGGUGCAAAGCCCAAGGUUGUAACAGUGCAGAAACAGGCCAAGCGAAGAGGAAAAUACGUGACCAAUAUUUGGGGGCUUGAAAAUUUCGGCGUAAAGCAGGAAGUCGCAGCGAAGCUCGCGAGCAAGCACUUUGCAUGCGGAUCGUCAUUUCAAAAGGGGCAGCCGGGCCAGGCGCCUAGUGUUGAGAUUCAGGGCGAUGUCGAGGAAACAGUAGCAGCCUUCCUUUUGAAGAACUUCGAAAUUCCCGAAGACAAAGUUGUGUUUCUCCCGGAAAAGUGA
Messenger RNA from Cyclospora cayetanensis, 729 nucleotides. RefSeq names its product translation machinery-associated protein 22. The transcript has 5 exons. Gene Ontology annotation, molecular function: mRNA binding; translation initiation factor activity. The coding region runs from base 1 to 729 and encodes 242 amino acids. Gene Ontology annotation, biological process: formation of translation preinitiation complex; translation reinitiation. The record is from RefSeq and is a predicted model, not a curated record. Lineage: Eukaryota; Apicomplexa; Conoidasida; Eucoccidiorida; Eimeriidae.